Molecule: messenger RNA, 2364 nt
Organism: Naumovozyma dairenensis CBS 421
Lineage: Eukaryota; Fungi; Ascomycota; Saccharomycetes; Saccharomycetales; Saccharomycetaceae
Gene: PMS1
Product: ATP-binding mismatch repair protein
Exons: 1
Coding region: 1-2364 (787 amino acids)
Biological process (GO): mismatch repair
Cellular component (GO): MutLalpha complex
Molecular function (GO): ATP binding; ATP hydrolysis activity; ATP-dependent DNA damage sensor activity
Source: RefSeq, a predicted model, not a curated record
AUGACCAAAAAAAUUACUCCUAUCGGGUCAAAAGAUGUUCAUAAGAUAACUUCAGGACAAAUAAUCAUUGACUUGGUCACCGCGGUUAAAGAAUUGGUGGAUAACAGCAUUGAUGCCCAUGCCACUCAAAUAGACAUCAUCUUUAAAAACUAUGGGAUAGAAUCCAUUGAAUGUUCUGAUAAUGGAGAUGGAAUUACUCCAGAAAACUAUGAGUUUUUAGCUUUGAAACAUUAUACAUCUAAAAUUUCCACAUUUGAUGAUGUAUUGCAUAUACAGUCACUGGGAUUUAGAGGUGAAGCAUUGUCAUCACUUUGUGGGAUUGCAAAGUUAAUAGUGACCACUACAUCUGACCCACCGAAGGCGGAUAGGUUAGAAUAUGACAGAUCAGGUAAAUUAAAUUCACGAACGAUUACAUCCCGUAAUGCUGGAACUACCAUUCAAAUCUCUAAAUUGUUUGAAAACUUACCAGUGAGAAGAAAGGAAUUUAUAAGGACUUGCAGGAGACAGUUUACCAAAUGUAUAUCCCUAUUACAAGGCUAUGCAAUUAUUCAAGAGAAUAUCAAAUUUUCAGUUUGGAAUGUUUCUGCUAAGGGAAGGAAGACUUCCGUAUUGUCAACACCACUUGCUCCAAGCAUACCGAAAAAAGUUUUGAGCAUUUUUGGUCCAAGUAGUACAUAUGGUUUAGAUGUACUAGAUUUAGCUCUCGAUUUGAACCCUCUCAAAAAAGAUAUGAUGAAAAAAUAUGUUAACGACACCACUUUCCUUAACUUGGAUUAUACAAUUCAAGUUAAAGGUUAUAUAUCAAAACAUUCCCUAGGCUGCGGUCGAAAUUCAAAAGAUAGGCAGUUUUUCUAUAUCAAUAAAAGACCUAUCGAAUACCCACAAUUAUCAAAAUGUUGUAAUGAUAUUUAUAGGCAAUUCAAUAAUGCUCAAUUUCCAUCCAUUUUCUUAAACCUGGUCAUUCCUCCACAGGUAAUUGAUGUAAAUGUUACGCCCGAUAAAAGGAUAGUAUUUCUACAAAAUGAAAAGUAUGUCUUAGAAGAAUUAAAGAUACGAUUGUAUGAAUAUUUUGAUAAUCAGGAUUUAGUCUUACCCAAGCAACAAUCUAUUUUAAAAAAUCACCAAUCAAGAAUCGCAAAGAAACGGAGAUUAGAAUCUACUAAAGAAAAUGAAAAAUAUGCUACCGCUGAUUCCAUAACCAAAUUUCUAAAAGAAAAGGGUAAAGAAAAUGUCAAAAGCUGUGUAAUUUCAAAACCAUCCACUGACAUUUCAUACCGCAAUUUGAAUGAUGAGGAAGAAUUAGUUGUUGUAAAAAUAGAGGAUGAUACGUUUAAGAGUAAUGCGAAAUUGGCGAACAAAGAUCUAGUUUUCUCUGGGAAAGAUGACGACUUGUCAAGCUGCGAAAUUAAUACAGAUAACAAGUUUAGCAAUAAUGACUUAUCAGAUGAAAUAGACGUAAACUUAGAGAAAAUUGAGAAAAGAGUCAGGUUUCAAUUACCACCCCCUUUGAAAGAACAUAUUAGACAUAGAUCAUUUACCGAUAACAAGUAUACAAAACCAUCUAAGGCCAGCAGUAGGAUCGUUUGUCUGCGGGUUCGUAAUCUUAUGGAAAGAAUCAGAAAAGAAUUAAAGGUAGUUUCGGUUUUCUCUCAAAAGAAGCGCGAUAAUUUAGUUAGUGCUGAACCUGCAACAGGAAUGAAAAAUAUCGGAGAAGGAGACCAAUAUUUAACAUUGAUGGUUAAAAAAGAGGACUUCAAGAAAAUGAAAAUUGUUGGACAAUUCAAUUUGGGCUUCAUUAUCGUUACUAGGAAAAUUGGAAAUGAUUAUGAUUUGUUUGUUAUCGAUCAACAUGCAGCUGACGAAAAAUAUAAUUUUGAACGGUUACAGAAGAUUACAACUUUUAAAUCACAACGGUUAAUCGUCCCUCAACCUGUGGAAUUAAGUAUUAUCGAUGAACUGAUCGUCAUUGAUAACCAUUCAACUUUCGAAAAAAACGGGUUUAAGUUAAUAAUUGAUAAAAAUGCAUCUCAGGGACAAAAGAUUAAAAUAGUAGCUUUGCCCGUAUCUAAACAGACAAUGAUUAAUAUAGAUGAUUUUAAUGAAUUAAUACAUGCAAUUAGAGAGAAUGCGGGAUUAAAUACUGAGGAUUUAAGAUGUUCUAAGUAUAGGAAAUUGUUUGCAAUGAGAGCCUGCAGAAGUAGUGUUAUGGUUGGCAAACCACUUACUAAGAAGGCUAUGACUACAAUCGUUCAUAAUUUAAGUGACUUGAAAAAACCAUGGAACUGUCCACAUGGAAGACCAACAAUGAGACAUUUGACUGAAUUACAUGGCUUGAAUUCAUUUACGAAAGAUUAUGAAAUAUAA